Molecule: messenger RNA, 513 nt
Organism: Batrachochytrium dendrobatidis JAM81
Lineage: Eukaryota; Fungi; Chytridiomycota; Chytridiomycetes; Rhizophydiales
Exons: 2
Coding region: 1-513 (170 amino acids)
Molecular function (GO): protein binding
Source: RefSeq, a predicted model, not a curated record
AUGUAUUUUAUCCCAGUUCCAGUUCCAGCUCCAGUUCCAUUCUACAUUUAUACUACUAGUAUAGCCAUGACUAAUACUUUAAUCAAGCCUGUAUCUGAAAACCCCACUUAUCCUAGUCUCGAUUUUUCACUACUAAGCGAUCAUUCGCUAUUAAAGUACGGAAAGAUAUUUGAUUUUGAUUCUAAUCUGCUCCAGGCAGCAUCAUCCCUUCGAGCAAGUCCCAUUAGUGCCCACUCACACAUUCGCAGCGCAUCAACACCCAUCCCAGUUUUACAUGCCAAACGACCGCGCGGAAGACCUAGUAAAUCUGCUAAACUGGUAAAUAUAAACGAUAUAAACCAUCCAGUGCAAACUGAGCGUGAUGCAUUGGUGGAUGCAGUCGCAAACCAUUUUCACCAACAUGAGAUUGACGAGGCAAAUGUGCUCGCCAAUUUCUUGUAUAGCAUAAACCAUCGAGACAAGAAACUCCGACUUCCACCACAAAUGAUGCAGUUGAGGCAAUCUUUCAACUAG